UAACUUGUUCUGCUUUUUGACUGAUGAAAGUUUGUUUUGUUUUGGGAAAAAAAAUCUUAUAAAAUGACGCGGAGACAAUAUUCACGAGUUUUUGGAGGUCCAAACCUUGCAACAAGCGGAUUUAUGCCUAGCGGUCUUAGGCAUAACUCUAUGUAUUGCCAAGAUGAAACGAAGCGAGAAAAAGAAGUCUAAAACAAAAUUGUUUGGACGAUCGAAAGCGCAACCCAAAGAAGAAACAACUACCACUUCUGUGACUACCCAGUUGUUUACUGAACCUGUAACAAAAACUUUAUCUUCGUCUGUGAAUUUAACUUCUCAACCUGUAUUAGGAGCUACAUCGUCGAAUGUCCGAUUGCAUUCAGAGCCAAUCCAAGAGACUAUUACCACUGUCCGCAAAUUCAGUGGGCCCAUAGAAGAAACUUCAUCUUCGGUUUCACGAAUUCUGGGAACAUCACCUAUUGAAGAAAUAACAACAUCGAUCUCACAGUUGCGAUUAGAACCUACCGAAGAAGAAACUACUUCGGUAAUAAGAUUGCCUGGUAAACCUGUGGAAAAAAAUACUACUAUUACAAGACGAUUAGUUAGUGAACCUAUUGAAGAAACAUCUUCAGCGUCGCGCUUCCUUAGUGAAUCUGCAGGAAAAGGAACUAAAUCGGUCAAGCAGUUGGUUAGUGAACCCAUUAAACAAACCAUUUCUUCUGUUUCUGAAGUGUUUUCUAAACCAGUAAGUGAAACUGUUACUACUGUACAGUAUCCUAUCAGUGGACCUGUAGAGCAAACUACCUCUUCAAUUCAACAAUUGAUUGGUACUGAGAUAGAAGGAACUGCUCAAUCUGAUUCGAAAUUAAUUGGUGAAUCUGCCAAGGAAACUGUUACUGAAUUAAGUGCUAAACCUGUUGGAAAGUCUGUUAUUACUUCUAGACAAUCGAGUAGUGAUCCUAUUGAAAAGGUUGUUACAACUUACAGAAAAGUUAUUAUUGAACCCUUAGAAAAUACCUCUACUUUGGCCAAGCAAGCAAGUACUGAACCUGCAGAAAAAACUGUUACUAUUACCAGAGAAUUUAUUAUUAAACCUAUUGAAGGAGUUGUUCAACCUUUGAUUAGUAGACCUUUAGACCAGUCAACUUUAUCUACAAGUGCAAUAAGUAAACCCUUUGAAAACAUUACUACAUCAGUGAGUCAAUUAAUUACUGAGCCUACUGAAAAAACAGUUACAUCAGGUAAGCGAUUAACUGGUGUGCCUAUAGAAAAAUCUACCAGUACUGUAAAGCAGUUGAUUCGGGGGCCUUUAGGAAAAGCUGUUUCUCCAGCAAGCCAGUUAUUUAGUAAACAAACUGAAAAAUCAACAACUCCUGUCAAACAAUUAAUUAAUGAACCUACAAAAAAAAUUACUACUUCACUUGGUCAGUUAACUACAAGACCAGUUGAAAAAACUACAACAUCAAUCAGACAAUUAACCAGUGAAGCUGAUGAAAAAAUCACUUCUGAUGUGAAGCAGGUAGUUGCUCAACCUGUUGAAAGAACAAAUACUUUAAUUCAGCAAAUAAGCAAUGAACCUAUUGAAAAAACUUCUACAACAUUUAAAGAACCAAUUAAUAAGCCUACAGAAAAAAUUACUACUUCAGUCAGUCAGUUGGUAACUGAACCAGUUGAGAGAUCUAGAACACCAGUUGGACAAUUAAUUAGUGAACCUACUAAAGAAACUUUUACUCUGAGGCAAGUCAUUAGUGAACCUGUUGAAAAAACUACUACUAUUGUCAGACAGUUGAUCAGCAAACCUGUUGAAAAAUCUACUAAUACAGUCAAACAGUUAAUUGGCAAACCUGGAGAGAGAAUCACUACUUCAACUAAUCAGUUGAUUUCUGAACCGGUUGGGAAAACUGCAUCACUCAGAGAAUCAAUUGGAGAAUCUGUUGAAUUAACUGACACAACAUGUAAAAAAUUCAUUCAUGAACCUGCAAAGGAAAUUUCUACUUCAGUUUCAAUUAAUGAACCUAUAGGGAAAAUUAUUUCAAAAAUCAACCCUGUGCUUAGUGAGUCAGAUGAGAAGAUUUUCAUAUCAACUAGGAAACUAAUUGGUGAACCUAUUGAAAAACCAGCCUCUUUAGUUAGACAAGUGAGGUGUGAACCUGCAGAGAAAACUACUGCAAUAAUUGAUCAAGUAAUUACAAAACCUAUAGAAAGUACCAAAACAUCAGUUGGACAAGUCUUUGGUGAGCCGAUUGAAAGAUCUACCACUUUGGUCAGGCAAUUGAGCAGUGAACCAAGAGAGAAAACUACUACUUUAUACAGGCAGUUGGUUACUGAGCCAACAGAAAAAAAUAUCACAUCAGUUAGCCAAUUAUUUACUAAACCUGUUGUAAAAACAGCUGAAUCAGUCGGGCAGCUGACUGGUAAAUUUGAAGAAAAGAGAACUUUCUUGACCAGGGAAUUGAUGAGUGACACUGCAAGAGAAACUACCACUUCAGUGGCAGAGCUGCAUUUGGAGCCCGCAGAAGGCAAAACGACUCCCACUUUACAAGUGCCUUCAGAACCUGUUGGAAAUAUUCCUCAAUCUGUACGACCACGAACAGUUACUAAUAAAAAGAAAUCUGGAGAGGUAAAAACAUUGGGAAUAAAAGAAGGCAUUUCCCAGGAUCAACCAGCAGGCGAACGCACAUCACUGCUUGGAAGCAGCUUUGAAAUCCAUCCUGGUGUAUCGUAUGGUGGCAUUGCUGCUUCUUUUGCUGGACAUCCCGAAGCGCAUUCUAGUACAGAAUUUCUCAUGAGUUCUGAAGGUGGAUUAGUGUGGUCGGAGGAAGAACUAAAAAGGAAACUAAAAUAUUUUUUUAUGAAUCCCAUUGAAAAAUGGCGAGCAAAAGGUAAAUUUCCUUGGAAACUUGUUCUUCAGGUGGUGAAAAUAAUUUUUGUCACUGUGCAGUUGUGUGUAUUUGGAUCUGAUGGAUACAUAUAUGAACUGCAAAAACAAAAUACUGGUACGAGUUUUCAACACAUGUUUCUCAAGGAUUGGACUGCUUUGAGGGAUGUUGUUUCCUAUCCACCUUCAACUGGUCCUUAUGCUGUUUACACAAAACCUGAAUUUUAUGCUAAUGUUGAUCAUGUGGUGAAAACUUAUGCUAAUAUUACUAACAUUGCUUUAGGUACUUAUUGUUAUGAUGGGCCAAAUUGCACAAUGACAUAUAUUUCUUUUUGUCGCCAAGAAUUCAACAAGAUGGUUGCAUUUAAUCAGUCAGUUGUUUUUGACAGUCAUAAAAAAACAAUUUGCCAUAAGAUUCCUGAUUUAUUUCCUGAAGGAGAUCCUCGUUGGAAACAGUUUUCUAUCCAGCGUUACCUUGAUGACCAAAAUGAUACUGUGGCUUUUGAUAAAAUGAUUUCAGCUACUAUAACAUUCAGUCUGAAUACCAUUUUCUUGAAAUCUCUUGGUAGUAACAAAUAUCCAGAUUGUUAUAGGUUUGAUAUUGAUGUUCUUUAUGAUAAUAAGGAACAUGAUGGGCAGGUUUUGGUUAGCUUAGAUACUAAAGCUGAAAAGUUAAAUUGCAAUCACAAUGGGACCAUGAAUCCUGAAGAUAGAUGGGGCUACAUUUUAAGGCAAGUGUUGAAUUGCUUUAUUAUUUUCAUUUGCAUUUUGUCUCUUCUGCUUUGUAUUCGUUGUCUAGCAAAAGGUCGAUAUCUGUGCCGGGAAACCAACAAAUAUUUUAAAUUUUGUCAGAACAAGGCUCUCGCUACUCAAGAAAAAAUGGAAUUCCUUGAUAUGUGGUAUUGUGCUAUGGUUUUUAAUGAUGCAUUGAUAAUUGCAGCAUCUGUUUUGAAAGCUGCUAUUGAGCAAAGGACAGUUGAAAGUGAUCAGUAUGCAACAUGUGCUAUCCUUUUGGGUGUUGGCAACUUGCUAGUAUGGGCUGGUGUUUUACGGUAUCUUGGAUUUUUCAGCAAAUACAACAUCCUUAUUCUUACUAUGAAAAAAGCAAUUCCAAAUGUUAUGCGUUUUAUUCUCUGCUGUGUCCUCCUGUACGCAGGGUUCUGUUUCUGUGGCUGGGUUGUGUUAGGUCCAUACCACAUCAAAUUCCGCAGCUUGAGUAGUACUUCCGAGUGCCUCUUUGCUAUGAUGAAUGGUGAUGACCUUUUUGCUACUUUUGCUAUUACCAACACCAAUAAUGACUUAAUCUGGUGGUUCAGUAGGAUUUAUCUGUAUACUUUCAUCAGCAUGUUCAUAUAUGUUGUCAUAUCACUGUUUAUAUCUGUUAUUAUGGAUUCAUAUGAGACAGUUAAGGACCAUUACAGGAAUGGAAAUACUAUGACAAGAAUUCAGGUGUUACUUGCAGACAUCCCAGAAGAUUCUUGUUCGUCAUUUUACCAGCAGCGGCGCAAGCAGCAAAAGAACUGCUGGCAAUGGAUUGUAAUGUAUUUUAGAAAAUGAUAUCUUUGGUAGAAAUUCAAACUUAUAUAUUCUCUAUAGAAAACUUAGAAAUGUCUUUAUGUUGUAGAAUUCGUAGAUAAAUCAUAAAAGAAUGCAUGCUAUGAAAAAUGAAAUGGUAAACUUGAAAAUAGGUUUAAAAAAAUGUUUUUCUUAAAAGAUAGAUUUAGUGUGUAGUUUUCUCUAACGUUUCCAUAUUAUAUAGUAUACAGAAAUUUUGCUACUUAAUCAUCUUAUUAGAUUUUUUUUGUCUUUUAAGAAAUUUCAAGUAUUUUGUACCUUUAGGCAAAUAAAUACCCGGUUUUUGAUUAUUAGCAUGUAGAAAUGUAUAUAGCGUCUGUCCAUGUAUAAAUUAUAGUUUGUAGAUAAAAUUGUUAGGUUUUUUUUAUCUUUGCUUUUUUUUGGAUUGUUUUUAGUUAUUUAUUAUUUUAAUGAAAAAAAUUUGCUUGAAUGGUGAUUUUUUAAAGAAACUUUUUGAUAGCUAUGAAUAUGCUUUUUUUUAUGUAUUCAGUUUUUUUUUAAAUAUAAAAUGUGCUGCAUUUAAUGUUUUUUAAGAGUUAUUGUAAAAAUUUAUUUUGCUUUUGUGAAAGUUUAAAGAUAUGAUUACUUUGCAUUGUUGUUUUUGUCUUUAAAAUUAAAAAGAAAAACUAAUUAAAUUAAAUUAUGGUUUAUAGCUCACUCUUAUCUAAAAGGAUAGAAGGCUGGAAAUAUUAAAUAUCUGAAGCACUUUAAGACAGAUUAUCUGUAAAUCUUUAGUUACUCACAAGAAGGAAAUUUUAAAACCUUAUUUAUGUUAUUAGUUUUUCUUCAUUUAUUUCUGUUGGCCAGCUCAAUUUUUGCUCAGUAAGAAUUCUACUUAAAUUUCAUUUUCUUAUUUUUUUUCUCCAAAUGUUAAUUUAUAUAAGUAAAUUUUAGGAUAUGGAUUGUAUUUUUUAUAAUUGAUCUAAGGUAUUUGAAAAUGUACAUUUUUCUUUAUUUAGGAAUAUAUCUUUAUAAAACUGUUCUUGAUUAAAAAUUGACUUAAGUAUUAAAAAAAAAAUGUUUUUUUUAAUUAAAUAAAGUAUUUGAUGAUGAUUCAUAAAUAUAAUUUUUGACUGAAGAGUUUUUAAGGGAAAUUAAGAUAUUAAAUCAUGUUUUAGGACAAGAUUUAAUAUCUUAAUGAUUUAAUUUAUCAAUAAGGACAAGUUUAAAUUUGUGCUUAUUGAGAACUUAAUUAUUUGUUAUUUUUAGUCUUCAGUUUUCAUGUAUUUUAUAACAUCCAGAAUGUACCUUUCUUGUAUUCAAAUGGCUUAUAAAAAUUAUUUCAAUUUAUGAAAUUCAGUUAAAAUCAUAAACUUUAAUGAAUGAAAUUAAAUUUCAUUUGAAAUUAUUAGAAGUUUUUUGUUGCAAAUAUUGAUACUGUUUGGAAUAACCUGAAACAGUUAUUCAUUGCACAUGAUUUGUGAUCUGAAAUAUUGCAUACCAUUUUGGUUCUAAUGGAAUUAUGUGAUGAUUUGAACAGCUAUUUUAAAUUAAUUAGAAUUAUUUUAGUUUUGAAUCUUAAAUGAUUAGUGCCAAAAUCAUCAAUAUUCUUAUGCAUCUCUGUGUCACAUAACUUCUAAUAAGGUAAAGUUAUUAUUUGAUAUUGACAUCAAUUUAUAGAAAUUUAUUAUUUUUUUAAAACAGUAAGUAACUUGUGUGAAUUCUUGUGUUUUAAAAGAAAAUAUUUUAUGUAAUGUUUUUAGCAGAAUUUCAGUAAUGAUUUUCUUGAUAUGAUUUCAUUAUAAUCUGUUUUUAUUUCAGCUCACAGAAAUGUUUUUAUUAUAACCAGUAUGUAUGGCUAGUAAAAUAAAGGAAUGAUUUUUGUUUUUACCUUGAUAUUUAUUGGUUUUAUAACAAAGCCUCUUAAACUGUAGAUAUCAACUCCAAGUUUAGUUAUGUUGUGUGAAAUCUGUUUAGUUAUAAAAGCUUUUUCUUUUGCAUUAUUCAAGAUUUUUAGAAAAAAAAAAUAAGGUCAUAUUGACCUAAAGAAUUGUUUUAGAAUUUGUUGAAUAAUUCUUUUUUUUUAUUAGUUAAUUUUUUCUUUUCUUUUCUCUCUCAUUUUCUUUUCUGAUUUUAGCUUUGGAUGCUGAUCAGCUUUGUCAAAUGGAUAUAGGGUUAUGAGAUGGAGAAAAAAAAUUUUCUAUUAGAAAAUUUCUGUUGAAUUGUUAUAUAGAGUUAUUCUUUAUUCUUGACAUUAUAUAUUUAGAAAAAUUGCUUUUGCCUUAAUUAUAAUAAAUUUUCAAAACUUUCAUAGCACAAUGAAAAUUUUGUAUAUAAAAUGUUUAUGAUAAACAAAUUACUGUAUAAUUUUAUAUAUGCCAUUUUGAGAAAGGAAAUUGAAAAACAUAAAUUAAUAUAUUUUUAUAUUUGGUUUUAUAAGUACAGAUAUGCUAUAUUCUAUAAGUAUAUGUUUUAUAAAAUGCAUAUUGUUUUAUAUAAUUAGAAGAAUUACAUAUAAUUUUAACAUAUUAAUUUAUUUUCUAAUAUGAGAAUUUGUUCUUGUGGUACUUAAUUUUAAAAAUAGACUUUAAAUGGCCCUUAUAAAUUCAACAUUAAAUAACAUGUGAUAUUUGAGGCCAGUUAUAGCUAAACUAAAGCUUCAAGCUGCCAGAUCCUUUCUUUAUAAAAAUAUUUUAAAUUGAUUGCAUUUUUUUUAUCGCAUCUUAUGUCAGAGUUUCAUUAUUCUUCUAAUAAAUUUGAGAAGUGAACCUGAAAUGGUGAAAUAUUCACCAUGUCUUCAGCACAUAUAACAAACAACACAAGCUGCAAAAGCACAUUAAUAAAUAAUUGUGAGCUUGGGCCUUUUUUUAAGGGCUUUUUUUAAAAUUCAAUAACCUAAUUUUAUUUUAAAGAAUUUUUUUCUUUGUUUAUUUUGAUGCUUUUGAAGUAAAAAGGAAAUUAAUUUAAAAAUAUAGAAUUUACUGUAUGUCACAGUAAGAAAAUAGAUAUGGAUUCAUGCAUACUGAAUAUUACUUUUUAUUUUAAAUUGAAAAUGUGAAUAAAAUUUUGACAAUGAAAUAUGGUUAAUGAAAUGUUAUAAUUAGUAUUUUUAUUAUUUGAAAAUAAUUUGUAGGUAAUUGAAUUUUGGAUUAAUUUUUUGCAUAAUUUAGAGUAAGAUUUUCAGCAUGAGUUGCAUUAAUUAUACUGUUUAUUAUGAAUUUAACUUGAAAGUUUGAAUUAGACUUAUUAAAAUCCAUGUAUUUAUUUUCAAUCUAUUUAAGGACUUUUUUUUUUGGAUAGACAUAGUCAAUUAGUGUAUUUCUUCACUUUUUUUUUGUAGCUAAAUUCUAGUUUUGAAACUAUAUUUGGCAAAGAGUUUUCCCCCCCUUUUC
This is a messenger RNA of Argiope bruennichi, 7764 nucleotides long. Its product is annotated as titin-like. Gene Ontology annotation, molecular function: NAADP-sensitive calcium-release channel activity. The transcript has a single exon. Bases 164 to 4414 code for a protein of 1416 amino acids. Gene Ontology annotation, cellular component: lysosomal membrane; plasma membrane. The record is from RefSeq and is a predicted model, not a curated record. Lineage: Eukaryota; Metazoa; Arthropoda; Arachnida; Araneae; Araneidae.